This is a messenger RNA of Pangasianodon hypophthalmus (striped catfish), 1799 nucleotides long. RefSeq names its product zinc finger protein ZFP2-like. The transcript is spliced from 2 exons. The record is from RefSeq and is a predicted model, not a curated record. NCBI's taxonomy places the organism in Eukaryota, Metazoa, Chordata, Actinopteri, Siluriformes, Pangasiidae. Bases 70 to 1158 code for a protein of 362 amino acids.
GACAGAAGACUGUUGUGAAGAUACUGCGAUUAAAAAUAUAUCAUCUCAGCUCGUUUCCACUUGAGUGAAAUGUCAUCGUCUGCUUCUCUUGGUGCUAAACACCGUCGCAGAAGGAAUCAUGCAGAAAUUGGCAAGGAGAGAAUUCACUACUGCUCACUGUGUGGGAAGAGUUUCGCUAAAAAGAGCUAUCUUCACCAACACUAUCAAAUCCACGGAAGAGCGAAAGCACACAACUGCUCAGAGUGUGGGAAAAGUUUCGCACGCUUGAGUACUCUCAAAAAACACAAACGGAUUCACACAGGAGAAAAACCAUAUCAGUGCUCAGAGUGUGGGAUGAGUUUUACACAACAAAGUACUUUAAAAAACCACCAGCGCAUUCACACAGGAGAAAAGCCAUAUUGCUGCUCACAGUGUGGAAAGAGUUUUACACUCCUGAGUAAUCUCAAGAUACACCAGCGCAUUCACACAGGAGAGAAGCCGUAUCACUGCUCGGAGUGCGGAAAGAGUUUUUCACAGCAGAAAACUCUCAUAGUUCACCAGCGCAUUCACACAGGAGAGAAACCAUAUUGCUGCUCACAAUGUGGGAAAAGUUUUACAAUUCUAUGUAGUUUCAGAAAACACCAGCGCGUUCACACAGGAGAGAAGCCACAUUCCUGCUCAAAGUGUGGGAAAUCUUUUGCACUGAAGGAUAAUCUCAUAAAACAUCAGCUCGUUCACACAGGAGAGAAACCGUAUUACUGUCCGCAGUGUGGGAAGAGUUUUACUCAGAAUAGUCAUCUUAAAAGACAUCAGCUCAUUCACACAAGAGAGAAGCCGUAUCAGUGUUCACAGUGUGGGAAAAGUUUUACAAACCAAGCUAGCUUUAAAUCACACCAGCACAUUCACACAGAUGGGAAGCCAUAUUGCUGCUCACAGUGUGGGAAAUGUUAUACACGACUGAGUACUCUCAAAACACACCAGCGCACUCAUGCAGGAGAGAAGCCGUAUCGCUGCUCACAGUGUGGGAAGCGCUUUACACAACGAUGCAGUCUCAAAACACAUCAGCGCAUUCACACAGGAGAGAAGCCAUAUCACUGCUCACAGUGUGGGAAGAGUUUCACUCGGAAUAGUAAUCUUAAAAAUCAUCAGCUCAUUCACACUAGAGAAACACCAUUAUAGUGCUCAUAGUGUUGGACGUGAACACAAAUAACAUUAGCGCAUUCAUACAUAAGAACCUACAGUAUAUUAAUGCUCAGUGUGUUGGAAAAGUUUUACACAACAAAGUAGUUCUAAAAGACACCAGAACAUUUACUCGUGAGAGAAGACAUACUGUAUACUUGCAGCAUGGAAAAUAUUUUAUGUGGAAUCUGCAGUGAUGAUUUUGACAUAUGAUGGUAACAUCUGCUGCCUGAGGAGAAGUAGCAAGACAUGGCAGAGGCACAAGAAAACUAAAUUAGUGACUGAUUUGAUUAGCUACAGUGAUUAGUACUAGUUAUUCUGACAUAUUUAAGUAAUACAAGUUACAAGUAGGUAUAGAAGAGGUUUAUGCACAAAAAGAAGUUGAUUUCUUUGCAUAUUAAGUCACAUAUAUGUGGAUGAAAUGACAAAUUCUUUACAUGUUUAUUUCCUUAAAAUGUAUGCCUAACUUAAACUGGUGACAUGAUAAACCUAGUUUGUCCACACUACUAUUUGAAACCCUUUUAUUUUAUAGUUUGCAGGUGAAACUGAUUCAAAUGCUUUCUGAAACAUCUGUUAAGAAGUCUUCAGUGUUUUUUCUUAGAGGUAUAUCUGCAAUAAAAUGUUUCUUCUGUGGUAGGGAA